AUGGAACAGAGUCAAAAAUUCAACCAAACUAAAGAAAUUUUCCCAAGAGAUAUUUCAAAGUCUCUAACCGAAGGUAUCCCUCAGAAAGCAACCGUUGGCUUCAGUGAUGGUCUCAGAGCAUUUGAGAAGUCAUCGAUCACCUGCUUCGCUUUUGACCAUGAAAGAGAGAAGGAAGGUUUGCAUUUCACUGAGAGUCAUCCUAUUGAGAAAUAUUUUAGUGAUGAGCAUAAAAUGAAGUAUCUCAGUGAAGCUAAGGUUGCCUUUGAUUCCUACCAAAACUACUUUGGCAUGCAACAAACAAGUCCUGACUCAAAGUCACUAGAUAAUGGCUUAUUAUUUAACUAUGACAUGAUUCUUUCUGAGUAUGAUAAUCCAAAUGCAUUCAGGAGUGAUUUGGACCUCGGAAUGAUGAAGAAUCGACGAACUGUCUCCUCUCCAAUUAAGAAAGAGCAGGGGAUCAAGUCUCUUGAGAUGUCUUUGAAGGAGAAAUCUAUUAUUAAAAUCCCAACUUGAGGUAUGAAGGUGAAGAGCCAGACAAGUUCUAGUACACCAAGAAGUGUAGAUUCAAUAAAAUUGUCGACAUUGCUAAAAUUUUUGGCAAAAACUAGGGGAGUCGACAAGUCAAUGAUCUCUGAAGAUAUCGUUGAUAGGACCAUCGAGCUAGGACAGCAAAAGGUUGCGGAACAACUUCAAAUCCCAUACAGAAGAUACAAGACAAUCUUAAGUAAAGCUGGAAUAAAGACCAUUGCUGGAAGGAAAGUCCAAAAUCUCAAACUUGAAACAAAGUUGGUUGAAUGGUGUUUGCAGGCGAAGAGUACUCAGAAAGUCCUCUCUAGAAAGAUGAUUCAGAGGCAAGCUAUUGCCUUGCAGAAAAAUUUCAUCAAGAAAGGAGAAAAAUCUUUGGAAAAGGUAAAAUUUUCCAAAGGAUGGCUUGAUAAAUUUGUCAAACGACAUGAACAAAUAAGAGAAUAUGUAACAUCCCAAAAGAGAAAAAAGAAUAUGUAGCUUCAUUUUCU
This is a messenger RNA of Moneuplotes crassus, 1016 nucleotides long. NCBI's taxonomy places the organism in Eukaryota, Ciliophora, Spirotrichea, Euplotida, Euplotidae. The record is from the annotation of a GenBank genome assembly.